CCGCGCUCUCAGGGCUGGGGGGGGUUCGGGGCGGUGCGCGGGCCCGCGGCCGCCCGCAGGCCCUCCCCCCGCCCGCCCGCCGCCAUGGACCUGGGCGAGGUCCACCAGGCCCAGCUCUCGAGAUUCGGGGCCUUCUUCCGGGCCAAGCGCGACGAGGUGAUAGCAGAAAGGGACUCGGAGAAGAACGAGUUCCUCAGGGACCAGAUUGCCGACCCCUCGGCGAUCUUCAACGCCGCCGAUGUCCAGCAGAUCCUGGAAGGGUACCACAUGCAGGUGAUGAUGCACACCCGCGAGGACCUGGACAGGUUCGCCUCGCUGUCCGGCGUGUACGUGUCCUUCCUCAUGGCCCAGGCGGAGUCCUCCGGCAUGGUGCUGCAGGUCGACGACGUGUCGGCCUCGGAGGACCAGAGCCGGAUCCACCAGGUCGAGGAGCUCGCCGCACUGAACGCCCCGCCGCUGGCGCCGAAGCCGCGCGGUCAGCUGACGGCGCUCCCGGGCGCGGGCGGCGCGGACCUCGCCGUGCUGCAGGAGCUGCAGGAGCUCCGGGAGAGGGGCCGGCAGCUGGAGGACUACAACCUCAAGCUGCAGGGGGACCUGGACGUCAGCUCGCAGAGGUGCGCCGAGCUGGAGCAGGUGAAGGCCAACAUGCAGCAGCACCUGCUCCACAGCGCGGAGGGGGCGGGCGGCAUGAGCAGCGCCCAGGCGGAGCAGUACGAGCGCGCGCUCGGCGAGGCGCGCGCGGAGUGCGAGAUGCUGAGGAUCGGGGACAUGGACCAGAAGCUGAACGAUUCUUCGCAGGUCAGAGACCUCAAAGCGCUGCUGAAAAAGAAGAACGACGACAUCAAGGGGCUGCGCCAGGUCGUGGCGCAAGCGGGGCUCCAGCCAGGGGGCGGCGAUGGCACCGAGCUGGAUACGGACUCCGACUGA
This is a messenger RNA of Prorocentrum cordatum, 927 nucleotides long. NCBI's taxonomy places the organism in Eukaryota, Dinophyceae, Prorocentrales, Prorocentraceae. The record is from the annotation of a GenBank genome assembly.